CCGCAACUUGAGAAGUGUGCUAAAAGUCGUUUAUUUCAUCUUUUAUUGUGCAGUAGACUGACUAUUUUUCAUCCAGUUGGUUAGAAGAGACUUUUUAAACACCUCCAGAACAACAGUGAGAGUUAUUUAAAGACUUUUAAGGACUUUCAAAGUUCACACUGGUUAUUUUUUCGAAAAAAAUCGGACCGUUAGCUAACCGUUAACCGUUAAACCGUUAGCUCUGCGACUCCUCCGGUGUCAUGGUAACUCAUGAGAGAGCACAAACUCGGGCUAGUUUCCACCCGUUUCCACCUGAGGGUCGGCUGGCAGGUGAGUUGUAUAUCUGGAGGAAUGCUGUUUCUCUCCUCCCAGCAGCUGUAGAAGCAACCCAGCAGCAGCAGAGGGAGCAGAGAGUCCGUCUCUUCAUCUCUCCUCCGUCCUGUCACAGCUCCUCACCGUCAGCCCGGGUCAUCACGUGAUGACUGACUCCUCCGGCUGAGUUGUUCCCAUCUCUCCACACAGUCAUGGCGGUGUCGGGGAGUCGCGAAGAUGGAGCUGCUGCUGCUGCUGAGCUUCCAACGAUGGCCGACCGCGGCGUCGAUCUGUCGGCUCUGCCUAAAGAGGUCAGGGACCAGCUGGCGGAGCUGGAUCUGGAGCUAUCUGAAGGUGAUAUUACACAGAAGGGCUAUGAGAAGAAAAAGACCAAACUUCUGGCUCCCUACUUCAUCCAUACUCCAGUGGAGCCGCCCCGUCAGAAUGACAGGCAGCCUCCUGCUCCCAGCUCCUCCUCCAGCCACGCCCAUCCCCCCUCCAGCUCGUCCCGUUACCGAGAACGACGCUCCCGCAGGUCCCAUCGCAGUGGAGGAACCAGGGAUGACCGCUACAGAUCAGAUAUCCAUACUGAGGCAGUACAAGCUGCCUUGGCUAAACACAAGGAGGAGAAGAUGGCGCUGCCCAUGCCAACGAAACGACGCUCCACUUAUGUACAGUCUCCCAUCGAAACACGCACACCACCAGACUCCUCAUCAGGUUCUGAAGAUGAGACGUCUGUGCGCAGGCAGUCAUCAGUGAUCGCUCCUCCGCCUGUGGUCCAUCCCAACCUGCAGAGCCCGGACGCUUGGAUCAACCGCACCGUCCAGGGCUCCUCCACCUCCUCCUCGGCCUCCUCCACCUUGUCCCACGGAGAGGCCAAGCCGCAGCCUCAGAGCCAGCCUAAGCCUCAGCCUCAGCCCCAGUACAAGCCGCAGUACCAGCCUCUGUAUCAGCCUCAUUACCAGCCGCAGCAGCAGCAGCAGCCUCAGCCUCAGCCUCAGCCUCAGCCUCAGCCUCAGCCUCAGCCUCAGCCUCAGCCUCAGCCUCAGCCCUCAGCCCACACUGCAGCCCACAAUGCAGCCCACGCUGCAGUGGCGGACAUGCUGGCUCACAGUCGCAUUGCCCACUCAGGGAACAGCGCCCCCCCUCCAGAUGUGACAGCUGUGGCCCCUCCAUCCAGAGGCCCGCAGGUCGACCGGCCCAACAACGCCGCGGUGCGAGGGAUGAGCCGCGGGCAGAGCCGCUCAAGCAUGAUGGAGACUGCGGACGCGAGAGGUAAUAUCCAGAGAGUUCCUGUGAACAGCCGAGUGUCCACUAAGAUCCAGCAGCUGCUCAACACCCUGAAGAGGCCCAAGAGGCCGCCGCUCAGCGAGUUCUUCACCGACGACUCAGAAGAGAUCGUAGAAGUGCCAGAGCCAGACCCCAACACACCUAAGCCGGAGGGCCGUCAGAUCAUCCCGGUGAAAGGGGAGCCUUUGGGAGUAGUCAGUAACUGGCCCCCAGCCCUGCAGGCAGCGUUGGCUCGUUGGGGAUCCACUCAGGGGAAGAGCCCCGCCCUCACUGCUCUCGACAUCACGGGAAAACCGCUCUAUACACUGACUUAUGGGAAGCUGUGGAGUCGCAGUGUGAAGCUGGCGUACACCCUCCUGAACAAGCUGGGCACCAAGAACGAGCAAAUCCUCAAACCUGGCGACAGGGUGGCGCUGGUGUACCCCAACAGUGACCCUGGUAUGUUCUGGGUGGCCUUCUACGGCUGCCUCCUAGCCGAAGUUAUACCCGUACCCAUUGAAGUACCGCUGUCUCGCAAAGAUGCAGGUAUCAGCCAGGUGGGGUUUCUGCUCGGUAGCUGUGGAGUUGGUCUGGCUCUGACCAGCGAGAUCUGUCUGAAGGGUUUACCCAAAACACCCACUGGGGAAAUAAUGCAGUUUAAAGGCUGGCCUCGACUAAAGUGGGUGGUGACAGAUUCAAAAUACCUGACCAAGCCUUCCAAAGACUGGCAGCCGCACAUCCCCACUGCCAACACUGACCCUGCAUAUAUAGAGUACAAGGCGAGUAAAGAUGGCACCGUGGUAGGUGUGGCUGUGUCCAAAGUAGCCAUGUUGACCCACUGCCAAGCACUGACCCAGGCCUGCAACUACUGCGAGGGGGAAACUUUAGUGAAUGUCCUGGACUUCAAGAAGGAUAUAGGCCUGUGGCAUGGAGUUCUCACGGCUGUGAUGAACAGGAUACACACUAUCAGUGUUCCCUAUGCAGUAAUGAAGGCUUGUCCUCUCUCCUGGGUACAGAGGGUCCACUUCCACAAAGCUCGUAUAGCUCUGGUGAAGUGCCGUGAUCUACACUGGGCCAUGAUGGCUCAUCGGGAACAAAGGGACACCAGUCUGGCUUCAUUACGCAUGCUGAUUGUUGCUGAUGGUGCUAACCCCUGGUCGGUGUCUUCCUGCGAUGCCUUCCUGAACGUGUUUCAGUCCCACGGGCUGAAACCUGAGGUCAUCUGUCCCUGUGCCACCUCCCCUGAGGCUAUGACAGUAGCUAUACGCAGACCGGGAGUACCGGGCACACCCCUCCCUGCCCGCGCCAUUCUUUCCAUGGGCGGCCUGAGCCACGGUGUCAUCAGGGUCAACACAGAGGACAAGAACUCCGCCCUGACUGUACAAGAUGUGGGGCACGUCAUGCCUGGAGCUCUGAUGUGCAUUGUUAGACCAGACGGGCCUCCUCAGUUGUGUAAAACAGAUGAGAUUGGUGAGAUAAUAAUCAACUCCCGCGCUGGAGGAAACAUGUACUACGGCCUGCCUGGAGUCACCAAGAACACUUUUGAGGUGAUACCAGUUAACGCUAAUGGAGUUCCCAUUGGAGAGAUUCCAUUUGUGCGGUCAGGACUCCUGGGGUUCGUCGGCCCAGGCAGUCUGAUCUUUGUGGUGGGGAAGAUCGAGGGUCUGCUGAUGGUGAGCGGGCGGAGACACAACGCUGACGACCUGGUGGCCACCGCUCUAGCCGUGGAGCCGGUCAAGACUGUGUACCGCGGGAGGAUCGCUGUGUUUUCAAUCACAGUGUUUUACGAUGAGAGGGUAGCGAUUGUGGCGGAGCAGAGGCCAGACGCCAGCGAAGAGGACAGCUUCCAGUGGAUGAGCCGAGUGCUUCAGGCUAUCGACAGCAUCCACCAGGUGGGCCUCUACUGUCUGGCUCUGGUCCCGGCCAACACCUUACCUAAAACACCCCUGGGUGGCAUCCACAUCUCUGACACCAAGCAGUUCUUCUUAGACGGCAACCUGCACCCCUGCAACAUCCUAAUGUGUCCCCACACGUGCGUCACCAACCUGCCCAAGCCCCGCCAGAAACAGCCCGUUGGCGUGGGUCCUGCGUCUGUGAUGGUCGGCAACCUGGUGGCAGGGAAGAGGAUCGCCCAGGCUACAGGCAGGGACCUCGGCAUGAUCGAAGAUCAGGAUCUUGUCCGGAAGCUCUGUAUGUGGCCCACCGUGAUGCAUCAGUAUUUGACAGAGGCUCUUCAGUGGAGGGCACAGACAGACGCAGACCACGUCCUCUUUGUUCUUCUUAAUGCCAAGGGUGUAGCGGUGAGCACGGCGACCUGCGUCCAGCUUCACAAGCGAGCGGAGAAGAUCGGCGCGGCGCUCACUGAGAAAGGCAGCAUCAACACUGGAGAGAACGUAGUGCUGCUUUAUCCUCCUGGCAUUGAUUUGAUAGCCGCUUUCUACGGCUGUCUCUACGCUGGAUGUGUUCCCGUAAACGUCAGGCCUCCGCACCCUCAGAACUUGGCGGCCACGCUGCCUACUGUCCGCAUGAUUAUUGAUGUCAGUAAAGCUGCAUGUAUCCUCACCACUCAAAGUCUCAUGAGGACUCUGCGCUCCAAAGAGGCUGCUGCUUCUGUAAACAUCAAAACGUGGCCAACGAUCAUUGACACAGAUGACCUUCCUCGCCGCCGGCCUCCACAGGUCUACAAGCCGCCCACGGCCGAGAUGAUUGCUUAUCUGGACUUCAGUGUGUCCACUACAGGCAUGCUCACUGGGGUCAAGGUCUCUCAUGCAGCUGUCAGUGCAAUUUGCCGCUCUAUAAAACUGCAGUGUGAACUGUACUCCUCUCGCCAAAUAGCCAUCUGCCUGGAUCCUUACUGUGGUCUGGGCUUCGUCUUGUGGUGCCUCGCAAGUGUUUACUCAGGUCACCAAUCCGUCCUGAUUCCUCCCUUCGAGCUGGAGACCUGCUUGUCUUUGUGGCUGAGCACGCUCAGUCAGUACCGCAUCAGAGACACCUUCUGCUCCUACUCCGUCAUGGAGCUCUGCACUAAAGGGCUGGGAACUCAGACUGAUUUACUCAAGGCUCGUGGUGUGAGCCUGUCGUGUGUGCGGAGCUGCGUGGUAAUAGCAGAGGAGCGCCCUCGACUCUCCCUCUCAAACUCCUUCUCCAAGCUGUUCAAGGACAUCGGGCUGUCGACCAGAGCUGUCAGCACCGCUUUUGGUUCCAGGGUUAACCUGGCCGUCUGCCUGCAGGGCACCACUGGACCGGAUCCCUGUACGGUUUAUGUGGACAUGAAGUCCCUCCGACAUGACAGAGUGAGGCUGGUGGAGAGAGGAGCACCUCAGAGUCUUCCUCUAAUGGAGUCUGGCAAGAUACUGCCAGGUGUUCGCGUGAUAAUCGUAAAUCCAGAGACCAGAGGUCCACUUGGUGAUUCUCAUCUAGGAGAGAUCUGGGUGAACAGCCCUCACAAUGCCAGCGGCUACUACACCAUCUACGGAGAGGAGAGUCUUCAGGCCAACCACUUCAACACCAAGCUCAGCUUUGGAGACCCGCAGACCUUAUGGGCCAGGACGGGAUACUUGGGUUUUGUGAAGAGGACUGAGCUUUUGGAGGCAAACGGGGAUCGGCAUGACGCUCUCUUUGUGGUGGGCGCACUGGAUGAGACCUUGGAGCUUAGAGGGCUGCGCUACCACCCGAUCGACAUUGAAACCUCAGUGUCCCGGGCUCACCGCAGUAUAGCUGAGAGUGCUGUGUUUACGUGGACCAACCUGCUGGUGGUGGUGUCAGAGCUUUGUGGUUCAGAGCAGGAUGCGCUGGACCUGGUGCCUCUGAUUACCAACGCGGUCCUGGAGGAGCACCACCUCAUCGUGGGCGUGGUGGUUAUCGUGGACCCCGGGGUUAUACCCAUCAACUCCAGGGGAGAGAAGCAACGCAUGCACCUCCGUGACUCUUUCCUCGCUGACCAGCUGGAUCCCAUCUACGUCGCUUACAACAUGUGAGAGGUUCGCGGUGGUCUGCCGUCAUCUACGGCUCUCGGCGCUCGGCUCCAGCUUUGGCAGAGGGUGAAAAGGAAAAGCAUGAACCACGUGUAUUGCCACCCAGCCCUGUGUGACACCAGCAUAUCUCGGCCACUGCAUGUCUGUGAUUGGACCUGCCAUGUUUGGAGUUCUUCACUGUGUUUUAUAGAUUUUGCAAAUGGGACAGAAGCAACAUGCACUGCAUACGGCAAAGAAAAAAAGCCCCCUGUUGCACUUUUUUAGGGAAAGGGCGAAACAACACAUACAACAGGACCACUUUUGAAAUUAAUUAUAUAUUAAUGUCUUUGUGAAAAUCCAUCGUCUUAUUCCGUACCCACCACAAACCUCGUAAAACACUUUCCCUUCUGUGUCUACGCACAUUCAAGAGCUAUUUAACAACAACUUGAAAUAUAUUUUACAUGCAGCUUUCAAACAAACGCGUGGGCUGAGCCCUCGUCAUUUCUCACUAACAUGGAUGAAUAAAAGAGGGCAGAUGAAAACAAACCAUUAAACAAGUAGCCAGAAAGCUUAUUUUGUCCCAUGAUAAUGAAGCCAAAUACAUUUUCACAAUUUUCCUGCCCUAAUAUAUUUCCUGCCUUAUAAAACUCCAGCCAUACAUUCCUUUAUUAAUUUUUAACGAACCUGUUAAUAAUGGCUGCUUAUUCUCCAUUGGUUUUGACUAGUAGUGGAAAUCCUGACAGACAUCCAAAGGGAUCAAAAUAAAGAGGAAAGAGGCCAUAUUCUGUACUGUACCUAUAAAGGCCUGUUGUAUUUUAGAUACUGUACGUUACUGUAUAGAUAUUUUUAAUUGUAUAAAUGUAUAAAAGCUUGACUCGUCUCUCUCAGUUGAUGGUUUAUGGAUGGUAUACCCAGCUGAGGGAUGUUAAUUGUAGCAGAGAGAGGAUUGUAAAUAAGAUUUACCAGUUUUGACUUUUGAAAUGGAAUAUUAGUUGUAUAAUGGAGGGUAAAGAUAAUUAACUUUAAAGCAUUGUUAGUCAGGAUAGAUAAAACAUUGCACUUUCUCAAAAAAUGUCUAUUUUAUUAUAACAAUGAGGCAUUAUAACGACAUAUAUUAUUCUGAGGAUUCUUGCUUGAGGAGCUUUGAGAGUUUACCGGGAGGGCUAUCACUGUUAAUGCCAGGGAACUUUCCUGUCAGCCAUUGAGAAAAAAAAUAAAUUGGUUAAAAACCAAUAUCAUGACAAUUUUCAGGCUACUGGGUUAUUUUGUAAAAACGUAAAAAAAAACAAAAUAAGCCCAAAACUGUUCAUCUAAUAUCCAUGCCAUCGUACUCUCAGUUUUGUAUUGCAUAAUAGAGCAAAGUAUCUGAGAGUUUCCUUUUCCUCUUCACACUCAAAGUUCAUUCAAACUGUGUUUUGUCUUUGUGCAACUUUGUAAAGACUUACUUUGAAUUCCAACAGGACUCUUCUUUCAGUCUGUAGUCGAUAGAGGCAAGUCAUCAUGUAUCUGGAUUAUUUUCUGUGUUCAAGUCACUGGAUUUAAAAGCACUUGUGAAUGCAGUUGCAAAGCUGAGCCACAACUGAAACAUCCUUGAUUGGCAAGUAAAGUAAUUGUAUGAAAAAGGGUAAAAAAAGAAAUAUAUAUAUAUAUAUUUGCAUCAAGAUGUAUUUGCAAAAUGUAUUUGUUUUCCUGUAAUCUCAUGCUUUCCUUGUGCUCCUUGCCAUAAUUUAUAGGUCCUUUGUACUGGAUUAUACUGUAUUUCAGUGAUGACCACUUAAUGUCAACAUGUAAAUAGCUUUUUUUGUUAUUUUUGGACUUUUGCAAUUGUCCCAUUAUAACAUUCAAUCAUGCCAAACACAAUAUUGGAAAGAUGUUUAAUCAUUUAAACAGGAAUAUGAUCCGUUGAAUUACUGCACUUUGCACUGGUGGUACUUACAGUAGGUGUCUACUGUGUGGACUAACUAUACCCAUUUCAUGUUACAUUAAAUGUGUUACUAAUUUUAGAUAUAUAAUGCUUGACAUUUGCUUUUGCCCAGUUUUAUGUCGUCCACCAAGAGUAAAAAACUAAUAGCACUUCAUGUUAGCUUUAACAUUGCAUCCUUCGUUUGCAGCAGAAUGUUUGCAUGAGUCAGCCAAGCACAAGAAGAAAUCAGCUUCUCAUCUCGAGGCACAAGUGGAGGAGAUAUAUGUGUAUAAAAUUGUUUAUUCAGGGAACAAAACUCACAACACAGGGAUGGACCAGGUGGUCCCUUGGUGCAAUCUGUGAAUAAUACCCAUAAAAUGUAGAUGUUUGUCAAAACAAAUCUUGUAAUUAAGGCAAACCUAAUGAGCAAAAAGAGGGGUUACUGACGACCAGUGUCCAUCUACCAUCUACCUGCUUCGCUGGGAAGUCUACAAGGGCUUCCUGUGGUUUCCACUCUUUUUCUCUCCGUCAGAUUUCCUACACACUAUGCAAUCCUAACGACCGUGCAAUUUAAUUUCAAAGCUUGCACAGUCUGGUGAAAUAAACAUGAUGCUUAAACAUUUUUUAAUAACUAAGAACAGAGGACUGAUGAAAUCUAACCAGUAGUGUACUGUAUUAAUCUCUCUUGAGUUGUUCUAUCAAUAUUUUUUGUGUAUGCACUCUUGGUAUGUUGUAUAUUAAUUAUUUGGUGAAUUCUUAAAACUGCUCCAUGAGGGUGUGAUCCACUGAUGAGUCUUUAAUGUUAGGGAGGUGUUUUAACUCGUAUAGUUGAGAAAUCAAGGUGGUACACCCCUUCCCAUUUUUCUCACUUAUUUUCUAUUUUUGGUUUGUUGUACUUUGUUUUAUACUUUAUGUAAAAGUAAUACAAAAUAAACUAAAGCAUUUAAUCAUUU
This is a messenger RNA of Sebastes umbrosus (honeycomb rockfish), 8369 nucleotides long. RefSeq names its product disco-interacting protein 2 homolog Bb (gene dip2bb). The transcript has 41 exons. NCBI's taxonomy places the organism in Eukaryota, Metazoa, Chordata, Actinopteri, Perciformes, Sebastidae. The record is from RefSeq and is a predicted model, not a curated record. The coding region runs from base 504 to 5537 and encodes 1677 amino acids.